Molecule: messenger RNA, 1557 nt
Organism: Psilocybe cubensis
Lineage: Eukaryota; Fungi; Basidiomycota; Agaricomycetes; Agaricales; Agrocybaceae
Exons: 11
Coding region: 1-1557 (518 amino acids)
Biological process (GO): transmembrane transport
Molecular function (GO): transmembrane transporter activity
Source: RefSeq, a predicted model, not a curated record
AUGUCCCAUUCGCAAAACAGUAGUGUCGACUCUAAAGAUGCAACGCGUACUGUCGUGGUGACGCCGGCACCAGAACGCGCUUCGACACUCGUAGACCCACCUGCAAAGUAUUCCAAAAAGGAAAAAUGGAUGAUCGUCAUAUUCACUGCGUUCAUCGCGUUGUUCAGCCCACUCACAGCGACCAUCUACUACCCUGAGAUUCCUAUUCUCUCUCAGGUGUUCGGAAAAUCUACAGAGUUGAUCAACCUCACGGUGACUGCAUACGUGGUGCUACAGGGCAUCGCUCCGAUGAUAUGGGGCCCGUUUUCUGAUCAUAUUGGUCGAAGACCGAUUUACGCAGCAUGCCUCCUCAUUUUAUCUCUGUCGUGUGUCGGGUUGGCACUUGUUCCCACUUCCAAUUACGGGCUAUUAUUAGCUCUUCGAUGCAUACAGGCAUGUGGCUCGGCGAGUACAGUUGCUAUUGGUGCCGGUGUCAUUGGGGAUAUAUCGUCUCGGGCGGAGAGAGGCGGCUUUUUCGGCAUCUUUACACUUGGCCCUACGGCUGGCCCAGCUUUAGGACCAGUUAUAGGAGGUGCUCUCGCAGGACAUUUCGGCUGGCGUGCCGUUUUCUGGUUCUUGUGCAUCGCGUCUUCGUUUUGUGUCCUAGUGAUCAUCCUCUUCCAGCCAGAAACCGUGCGCCAUAUUGUCGAUAGCGGACGUGACUCCAUUUUUCUUGUCUACCGGCCUGUCCUACCCGUCAUAGGUCGCAAAGAUGUCCUGUCAAGACCUCUGAGUGUACAACUUUCCCCCGUCAAAAUUCCUCGCAAUCCAUUUGGGCUAUUUAUGCAGCCCGACAUCGCCCUCCUUCUAUACAUGAACGGGGUUGCCUUUGCCAUCUUUUACGGCGUUUUGGUCACAGUAUCGUCAUUGAUGCUACCUGCGUACCCAUUUCUGACAGAGACAACCCUUGGAUUGUGUUUCUUGUCUGUGGGUGGUGGGACUAUAAUAGGAAGUGCUAUUUCCGGACGGGUACUCGACCGCGAAUUUAGGAGGAUGCGAAUUAGAAUCGAGGCAGCGCACUCAGGGUCGGCAACCCUUGAUCGCGAGGAGAACUUCCCACUGGAGAGGGCACGACUUCAGCUCACGCCUUACCUUGUCGUCAUUUGCGCAGCCGCGUGUGCGGGAUAUGGAUGGUGUCUGCAGCAAAAGACCCAUAUCGCGGUACCAUUGGUUUUGCAAUUUUUCAUUGGUGUUUUCACCAUCAUUGCGAUGAAUUCAUCAACUACCCUUAUGAUCGACUUGGUUCCCGGACAAAGCUCCUCGGUUACUGCAUGUAGCAAUUUGAUUAGGUGCACUCUUAGUGCAGUUCUAGUGUCAGUCAUCGACAUUAUGGCGAAGGGUAUCGGCACAGGAUGGACAUUCGUCAUCUUGAGCGGUUUAUGCCUGUCCCCUCUGCCGUUGAUUUACAUUUCAUUUAUUAUCGGACCACGUAACCGCGCUCGAAGACAGAGACUUAGAGAGGAAGAGAUCGCCCGCACACGAACAGCCUCAGUAUCGAUAUCAGAAGAGAAGGCCUAG